CCUUCAUCUGGAGUGUCCCAGAAGCUCUUAUUACUGCAGAAUUAUCCACCGCCUUUCCUGGUAACGGUGGAUACGUCGUCUGGGCUGAGCGUGCUUUUGGCCCUUUCUGGGGCUCUCUUAUGGGCACGUGGAAAUUCCUCUGUGGCGUCAUCAAUAUUGCUUCAUUCCCUGUUCUUUGCAUUAACUACGUCGAGAAAGCAAUUCCCGCUCUCGAAUCGGGCUGGCCUCGCUACAUCUCAAUAAUGGGUUUUACCCUGGCUCUUUCGUUUCUCAAUUUUACUGGUUUGACAAUUGUUGGAUAUGCUGCUGUUAUACUUGCUGUUAUUUCUCUCUCGCCUUUUAUAUUAAUGUCUCUUAUUGCAAUUCCCAAGGUUCGUCCCCAUAGAUGGCUCAGUUUAGGUCAAAAGGGAGUGAAGAAGGAUUGGACUUUAUUCUUCAACACUCUGUUCUGGAACUUGAAUUUCUGGGAUAAUGUUAGUACUUUAGCAGGAGAAGUGGAUAAGCCCCAGAAAACUUUCCCCCUGGCUCUUUUAGUUUCAGUGAUUUUCACUUGCCUGUCUUAUCUGAUCCCACUCAUCGCUGUCAUCGGAUCCAUUCCUCUAGAUCAGACUCAAUGGGAAUCUGGGUUUCAUGCUCAAGCCGCAGAAAUGAUUGCCGGAAAAUGGCUGAAGUAUUGGAUUGAAUUUGGUUCAGUUUUGUCGGCGAUUGGGCUGUUUGAAGCGCAGCUAAGCAGUUGUGCUUAUCAGUGUGUGGGCAUGGUAGAUAUCGGAAUCCUGCCCAACUUUUUCGGCGCUCGAUCUAAACGGUUCAAUACACCCUGGGUGGGAAUUAUGAUUUCGACUUUAAUAGCACUUGGAGUCUCUUACAUGAAUUUCCAAGACAUCAUCUCCUCUGCGAAUUUAUUGUACAGUUUGGGCAUGUUAUUGGAAUUUGCUUCGUUUCUCUGGUUGCGAUGGAAGUCGCCUAUGCUUGAUCGGCCUUUUCGGGUGCCCGUGAAGCUGCCAUUACUGGUGAUUAUGUGCUUGAUACCAUCUGCGUUUUUGAUACUGAUAAUAGCUAUAGCUACCAAGAUUGUUUAUUUGGUUAGUGGCAUCAUGACGGUGGCGGGGAUUGGUUUUUUCUUUCUCAUGACCGUCUGCAAGUCAAAGAACUGGAUGAAGUUUAACGUUGGCAAGGUUGAUGAAGAUCGUCCUCGUCCUGAACCUGAAACUGGUGUCUAGUGAUGUAACUGACUUGUAUCUAUGACCAUGAUAUCCAUGAUGAUUGCAUCCUUCUUGUGAAUUGCAGGUGUUUGACUGUAUCUUAACCUUUUUAUUUAAUGACAUGGUGCAAAAUGUUUCUCCAUUGUACUUCAGGAACCGUUGGUUUCUCAUGUGAUCAAUCAGUACGUGUGUCAAAGUAAAACCAAGAAAAUAAAGUUAUUUUUUCUUGUA
Messenger RNA from Neltuma alba, 1433 nucleotides. RefSeq names its product probable polyamine transporter At3g13620. Gene Ontology annotation, biological process: transmembrane transport. The transcript has a single exon. Bases 120 to 1220 code for a protein of 366 amino acids. The record is from RefSeq and is a predicted model, not a curated record. Gene Ontology annotation, cellular component: membrane. NCBI's taxonomy places the organism in Eukaryota, Viridiplantae, Streptophyta, Magnoliopsida, Fabales, Fabaceae. Gene Ontology annotation, molecular function: transmembrane transporter activity.